Molecule: messenger RNA, 2054 nt
Organism: Coregonus clupeaformis (lake whitefish)
Lineage: Eukaryota; Metazoa; Chordata; Actinopteri; Salmoniformes; Salmonidae
Product: OX-2 membrane glycoprotein-like
Exons: 10
Coding region: 236-1069 (277 amino acids)
Molecular function (GO): cell-cell adhesion mediator activity
Source: RefSeq, a predicted model, not a curated record
AAGUUUAAUUUCACUUUUAUGGAGGAGGGUAGCCUGGUCCCAGAUCUGUUUGUGCUUUUGCCUACUCCAUUGCCAUUGCCAAGCUAAACAUUUUUGGCAUUACAAUUCCAGAGGAGUUGGCAAGAAAGCAUAAACAGACUGGUACCCAGGCUAUGGAGCAGAAGGGAAGAAGGAAUUUCCCGCUUUUUUUCUCUCAUCUCAAUACUGUGGUAAUACAGUAAAUCACAUUUUCACCAUGUCUGCUGCACUCUACAACUCCCUGUUUAUUCUGCUCAUAAUCCUCCCUAAAGGGUUCUCUCAGUUGGUGAGAACACAACAGGUUGUCACAGCAACCCUGGGAGAAGAUGCAGUCUUAAACUGUGAGCUCAUGACACCCAAAGACGUGCGGCAAGUCACCUGGCAAAAAGUGACAACUGGGCAGAAUGAGAAUGUGGCCACCUACAGUAAACGUGGUCCCAAUGUCAACCCACCUUUUAAGGGGAAAGUGGAGUUUGAAGACGAGGGACUGCAGAACUGCUCUAUCAUCAUCAGAGGAGUGUCAAGAGGAGACGAGUCCUGCUACAAGUGUCUGUUUAACACCUUUCCAGAUGGACCAAUCAGCGGAACGACCUGCCUCCAAGUCAAUGAGCUGUAUGGACCCUCACUCCUCAUCACACAAACCAACAACAGUCACACCACUCUGUCCUGUUCUGCUACUGGACGACCUGCUCCUAUAGUGACCUGGGACGACAUGAUGAUAGAACAUUCCACCACGGUCGAUGUCACCCAUCCCAAUGGAACUAUCACUGUGACAACUACUGCAACAGUGGCAGUGGCCAGUCUAACUGACAAAGAGGUUAGGUGUGUUGUGUCACUGUCCUUCAGUGAUGUCACCAAUAAUGCUUCCAUGGUGAUUCCAGCUAGUGAUCAAGCUUCAAUUACUGGUCAAUCUCAGGUCUCUGAUGAUGACUGGAUCAGUGAUGCAGUGGCUGGUUCAGUGGUUGGUUCAGUGUGUCUCAUUGCUGUAAUCUGUGUAUUAGUGUUGCUGCUAAAGAGGAUAAAAGAGACCUCGUCCAGAAAACCCCAGUAACUGACCCUGAAACCAGCAGAACUCCCUUAAAGACACCACCACCAUCCAAACAUUUUUUCAGGUCAAACUCGUCAACCAGCUCACCAACCAGCUCACCAACCAAGCGUAGGACGACUAAGAACUCCAGUCCGUCACACAUCAUACAAUCCCUCAGCUCGUCAGACAAGCGCAGGAUGCAACCAGCUCAGGAGGCUGUAAAGAGGAACCUUUUUCAAUGACUACUGAGUGACUACUCACACUGCCACACACACACCUUAUCAUUAUUGACUAAUCUGGUUCAUGUUAUUUUAUCUUUAAAAGUCUGUGACAAUCAAUACGUAUUUUAAAAGCAGUCCUUUUUUAAAGAUGUUGUAUUGAGCCUGUCAUAACAGUUAGCUUAGUUGCCUGGUUUGGCUCAGGUCAUGAUACUCUAGGGCCUAGGGAGAGUUGUGCAGGUCAGUUUAAAGAUUGUAGGGAGAAACCAUAAGGCUCUCUGAGACAUUUACAAAGAUCACACACGUACGAGGGGAAAAUCAAUCUUAUUGGACACUUCCACUGAACAAUCAAUAUGCAGUACUGCCAUCAGGUAACAUAAUCAGGUUUUGACCUCUUAAAACCAAGAGAGACGGCAUCAGUACAGCUUUUAAAUGACAUUAUGUAUUUUUUACUCAUGUUUAUCUUGUAUAUACCUUGUAAGCAUUUGUAUCUGUCAUGUGUGUUGCUGUUUAUAUGUUUACUUUAAAUCUUUAUCUUAUGUGAUGUGCCACAACUGAAGUUCCUUCUGGAAAAAAUGUAAUUUAAGGUUUCAAACGAAGGGUAUAUUACUGGAAACUUUCGACGUUUACCAGUAAACUACCAGAAUUUUGGUAAAUUUCAAGUUUUGGGGGGGAAUUUUAUAAGAUGACAUCUAAUGAGCUUUUUUGGGUAUUUCUGAUUAUCACAUGUCUGUAAUUAUCUCUGGCCCUCUGUGUGGCCUUAUCACUGUAAUUAUCUCUGGCCCUCUGUG